Phanerochaete carnosa HHB-10118-sp is the source of this 1701-nucleotide messenger RNA. RefSeq lists its product as uncharacterized. Lineage: Eukaryota; Fungi; Basidiomycota; Agaricomycetes; Polyporales; Phanerochaetaceae. Gene Ontology annotation, molecular function: FAD binding. The coding region runs from base 1 to 1701 and encodes 566 amino acids. The transcript has 9 exons. The record is from RefSeq and is a predicted model, not a curated record.
AUGUCCUCUCCGACUGUCCUAGUUGUCGGCGCUGGUCCAUCCGGACUUGUGCUCGCUCUGACGCUGCUCAAGAACGGCGUCCCCGUGCGCAUUAUCGAGAAAGAUGCCCAGUACCACCGUGGCGAGCGUGGCCCAGGAAUCAUGCCUCGCACGCUGGAGAUCGAGCAUUUUCUCGGCGUCGCCGACGACGUCAAGAAGGCGGCGGCGCGCAGCCCGGUAUUCCAUGUGCACGACCCUAAAGACCCCCAGAAGAUCCUCAAAAGCGUGGUUAUCUCUGAGCAGCUCGACCUUACCCCGGCCUUCCCUGAGAUGCGCCCGGUAAUGCUCGGGCAGUGGAAGCAUCAGGCCAUACUCCGCACGGCGAUUGAGGCGCUGGGCUCCAAGGUCGAGCUUGGCACCGCCCUCGUUUCUCUCCAGCAGGAUGGAGGAAAGGUUGUCGCUCAAUUGGCCAAGUCUGUCGACGGGAAGACCGUGACGGAGGAAGCCGAGUUCGGCUAUGUCGUUGGGGCUGACGGCGGACACAGCACUGUGCGCAAGUCUCUCGGCAUCAACUUUGUCGGGGAAACUCGUGAAGGGGGCGUGAUGUUUGUUGUUGACUGCGUUGUCGAAGGCAUCGAUGGUAAUAACGACCUCUACCUCUGGGGAGACGCUACCAGUGCCUUUGCAAGCAUCCGCCACACUGGAACGGGCCAAGAGUUCCAGAUGAUCCUCUCUGGCCCUGACGUGGACUACGCUACUUUGAAGGCUGAGCGCAGCCUCGAGGCUCUCCAGAAGGAAUUUAGCAGAGUGUCCGGUCGUGCUGAUCUCGUCGUAACGGAGAUCACUAACUGGCAGGGAGAAUGGAGAGCGAACAUUCGCAUGGCAGAGAAAUUCCAGGCCAGCAGGGCUUUCAUCGUUGGAGAUGCCGCCCAUACGCACUCUCCGACCGGAGGCCAAGGCAUGAACUCUAGCAUUCAGGACGCCUUUAACCUUGGCUGGAAACUCGCCCUCGCCGUGAAAGGCCACGCCUCUCCCUCCCUGCUGUCCUCCUACGAGGUCGAGCGCAUGCCCGUCAUCUCUGCCAUGCUCGAGAUCACCACGGAGCUUUACGACCGUGCGUUCAAUGUCGACACGCAGCGCAAGCUCGCAGCUGCACGCGCCGCCGAGCAGGCCGGAGCGAACGCUGCGGCGCGCGAGCACGGCUGGUUCCGCGGCAGGAAGCUCUACCAGCUCGACGUCAACUACCGCUGGAGCACCGUCGUGCUCGACGAAAGGUUCGUCGGCGGCGAGAGCACGCGUGUCGCCUAUGGCGAGCCGGAGCAGGAUGUCCGGGCCGGCGACCGUGCCCCCGACGCGCCUGUGUGCGUCGGCGGGAAGGACACGCGGCUAUUCGACAUAUUUGGACCUGGUCACCACACUGUGCUGCUCUUCGGUGUCGGUGAGAAGGAGGCGGCGAUGCUCGACGCCGUCCGCGCUUUACCUUCUGGCCUUUUCAAGGUCUUGCUCGUCGUGACUCCCGGGGAAACGCCUGCACCUACGGCUUACGGCGGUGUCGACACUGUCAUUGAGGAUAAUGACGGCUAUGCUAGGAAAGGGUAUGGUCUGGACGGGCAGACGGGCCCUGUUGCCGUUGCGAUUCGCCCUGACGGCAUGAUUGGUGCCUUCGCCACCUCGUCCACGGGCUUGAAGAAAUAUUUCUCUUUAGUUUUCACUCAUGCUUGA